GGAUGAGUAAAAUGCCAAACUGUCCUUACUGUGUGACUUUAAAUCCAUUGAUUUCAAUCUCAAUACGUCAGUAGGGUUCACCUUUUGCCGUCAAUGCCCUUUUUCUCAUCCAUUUUUUUUGUCUCUUCUUUUUUAUUUUUUGGGUUUUUUUAAUCCAAUAUUCAAGUAUAAGAGGCGUAUCUGCGUUGACUGUUGUAGCAGAGACUUUUCUCUGUAAAAAGAGGGAUUUGGGGUUCGAUUCAGAGUGUGUUUUGAGUUCUCUGAGAAUUUUUGAGGUGACCCAAGUGAUAAACAGAGGAGAAAGAGGUUGACAAGGUUCAACAAUGGCGGGUGGUUUUAUGGCUGCUGGGAAACCUGGAAGAGCAGAGCAAUAUAAGGGGGAAAUAACUCGUUAUGUGGUGUUUGCUUGUAUGGUUGCAGCUCUUGGUGGAUCUCUCUUUGGUUAUGACUUGGGUGUUUCAGGAGGAGUGACUUCCAUGGAUGAUUUCUUGAAGGAAUUUUUCCCUAAAGUUUACAGGAGGAAGCAGCUACAUCUACAUGAAACUGACUACUGUAAAUAUAAUAACCAGCUCCUAACUCUCUUCACUUCCUCUCUCUACUUUGCUGGCCUUGUCUCCACCUUUGGAGCCUCACAUGUUACAAGAACAAGAGGAAGGAGAAUAAGCAUUCUAUGUGGUGGCUUUAGCUUUGCCUUGGGUGCCAUUCUGAACGCUUUUGCUCAGAAUAUUGCCAUGCUAAUUAUCGGUCGAUUGCUCCUUGGAGUAGGCAUUGGAUUUGGAAACCAGGCUGUUCCUCUGUAUCUCUCUGAGAUGGCACCUGCAAGGAUCAGGGGAGCCAUGAACCUAAUGUUUCAGUUAACAACAUGUGUAGGCAUCCUCGUUGCCAAUAUUGUAAACUACUUCACUGAACAAAUUCAUCCAUGGGGCUGGAGACUCUCACUUGGUUUAGCCAUUGUCCCUGCAACUUGCAUGAUUGUUGGGGGCUGGUUCCUCCCUGAAACCCCGAACAGUCUCGUCGAGCAAGGAAAACUCGACAAAGGAAGACAAGUUUUAGAGAGAGUAAGAGGCACAACAGAGGUGGAUGCGGAGUUUCAAGAUCUAGUUGAGGCUAGUGAAGCUGCUAGAGCAAUUAAACACCCAUUUAGAAAUCUAUUGAGUAGGAAGAAUAGACCCCAACUGAUCAUUGGGGGUCUCGGGAUCCCAGCUUUUCAACAGUUAUCAGGCAUGAACUCGAUCUUGUUCUAUGCCCCUGUGAUAUUUCAGAGCUUGGGUUUUGGCUCUGGUGCUGCCCUCUACUCGUCCAUCAUGAGCAGUUCAGUACUCGUCGUCGCCACUUUUGUUGGAAUGAUGGCAGUCGACAGGCUGGGGAGGAGAUUUUUGUUUUUGGAGGCUGGUCUUCAGAUGAUUUCUUCCAUGUUGAUCAUUGGCAUUGUCCUUGCACUCAAGUUUGGACAUGGCUUGACGCUUCCGAAAGCUUAUGGUGCAACCCUAGUGAUCAUGAUCUGUGUCUUUGUGGCUGCCUAUGGGUGGUCUUGGGGACCUCUAGGGUGGCUCGUUCCAUCUGAGAUCUUCCCUCUUGAGACACGAUCAGCGGGCCAAAGUGUUGUUGUCUGUGUAAAUCUCUUCUUCACAGCUGCCAUUGCGCAAGCAUUCCUUGCGUCACUCUGCCACCUCCGAUACGGGAUCUUCAUCCUUUUCUCCUGCAUCAUCGUUUGCAUGACUCUGUUCAUAUACUUUCUUUUGCCGGAGACGAAGCAGAUCCCGAUAGAAGAGAUGGCACUUCAGUGGGAGAACCACUGGUACUGGAAGAGAAUUGUCACCACACCUUUGCCAUCAUCUAGCAAAAUUUGAAAAAUAAAAAUUCUUUUUCAUUUUUUAUUGAGACAAAAAUUAGAUGAAAAUGAUCAAUGACUAAUUAUGAAGAAGUUUGUUGAUGUUUUGCAUUUACAAGGAUGUUCUAAAUAAGUGAAGUGAAAAUGAUCGAUAUAUGACUAAUUCUGAAGAAGUUUGUUGAUGCUUUCCAUUUACAAGGAUGUGCAAAAUAAGUGAAGUUGCAUUUGGUAUUAGUUGUAACUAUUGGUUUU
Molecule: messenger RNA, 2083 nt
Organism: Amborella trichopoda
Lineage: Eukaryota; Viridiplantae; Streptophyta; Magnoliopsida; Amborellales; Amborellaceae
Gene: STP14
Product: sugar transporter 14
Biological process (GO): monosaccharide transmembrane transport
Cellular component (GO): membrane
Molecular function (GO): monosaccharide transmembrane transporter activity
Source: RefSeq, a predicted model, not a curated record